Musca domestica (house fly) is the source of this 1363-nucleotide messenger RNA. RefSeq names its product brachyurin-like. Gene Ontology annotation, molecular function: serine-type endopeptidase activity. Bases 111 to 950 code for a protein of 279 amino acids. The transcript has 3 exons. Gene Ontology annotation, biological process: proteolysis. The record is from RefSeq and is a predicted model, not a curated record. Lineage: Eukaryota; Metazoa; Arthropoda; Insecta; Diptera; Muscidae.
AAGUAUGUGUCAGGGCCAUGUUAGUAUCGGAAUUUCAGUCAGAGCCUCAAAAACAUAGACAAACCUAACGCUGGUUGUUUGGUUGGAUCUACAAUUAAAGAAAGACAACUAUGUGUAAAUUACAAACGCUUUUCGUAAUUGGAUUAUUUUUGUACUCGGUCCGUGCAUAUCCACUUGAUUUGACGGCCACCGACUUGCCGAAUGGGCAAUUGCAAAUUAGUGGCCGUAUUUCCGGCGGCGAUUUAGCGGCGGAAAAUCAAUUCCCCUAUCAAGUUGGUUUGAAUAUCGAAACAACACAGGGCAAGUUUACAUGGUGCGGCGGCAGUUUGAUCUCAAACCAAUGGGUAUUGACGGCUGCCCAUUGUGUUGAGAGCAUCACAGGUGUCAUUGUCUACUUGGGAUCGGUGAAUCGUUUGCAGCCCAAGCAAACCUAUCGGGUGGCCUUAAACGACAUUCACAUACACGAACAUUUCAAAAUGGCAUCGCUGAUAAAUGAUAUUGCCCUGUUGCGUUUGCCAUCCAAGGUCAGCUACAGUGAUUCGAUACAUCCCAUAAAAUUGCCACGGAUUUUUGCCUUCCAUCCGGAAUAUGAAUACCGGGAGGCCAUCACCUCGGGAUGGGGUCGUGAAAAUGAUGUAUCUGCUAACAUUGCCUCUCAUCUGAAGUAUGUCAUACGUUACACGCUCACCAAUGCCGAGUGUCAAUUCGUUUAUGGCAAUUCGGUGCGUUCGAGCAAUAUUUGCAUCGAUACAACGGGUGGUCAGUCAACCUGUAGUGGUGAUUCCGGUGGCCCUUUGGUCAUCAACGAUGAUUUUGAUGGCUUGAUACAAAUUGGUUUGACUUCGUUUGGCAAAUCUUCGGGCUGUACCAAAGGAUAUCCGGCUGUUUUUACCCGCUUGACAUCCUAUUUGGAAUGGAUUUAUUUGAUAUCGGGAGUGGCAAAUUUUUAGAAGGAUUCGACGCAUUUAAUUUCACUUUUAAAUAUUUAGAAUUUAAGAUAGAAACAUCCUGAAAAGUUUUCAAAUUUGCCUUCGAAAAUGGUUGAGCCAUUAAAGAGGGCGUUGUAUUUCUGUUUUAAGGGCAUAUAUUUUGGAAACUUUCUGGUAAAUUUUGCAAAGUUUUAAAAAUCUGAUUUUAUAAUUUUUGAUCUAUAAUGUUUUGUAUUUUGUUAAUUUUUUGGCUACUCAUUUUGAACAUGUAUGCCCCUUUAUUAAACCCCUGGUGGGUUGAUUACUUCAAAAAGCUGGUUCUUUAAAUAAUCUCAAUUUUAAAAUAUCAAAAAUAUUCGUUUAAGCGAACAGCCAACAUCUCUAUUUUUGUUGAAAUUUAUAUUAAAUUUAUAUGAAUUGCUCGUUUUUAACAG